Messenger RNA from Sorex fumeus (smoky shrew), 1484 nucleotides. RefSeq names its product G-patch domain containing 2 like (gene GPATCH2L). The transcript has 10 exons. Lineage: Eukaryota; Metazoa; Chordata; Mammalia; Eulipotyphla; Soricidae. The record is from RefSeq and is a predicted model, not a curated record. Bases 28 to 1479 code for a protein of 483 amino acids.
GGCUGCUGCUGCAGCUGAUGUGGCCUCAUGGAUGAGCUGGUACAUGACUUAGCCUCAGCGUUGGAGCAGACGUCCGAGCAGAAUAAGCUUGGCGAGCUGUGGGAAGAGAUGGCCCUGAGCCCGCGGCAGCAGAGGCGGCAGCUUCGCAAGCGGAGAGGCCGCAAGCGCCGGUCGGACCUCACCCACCUGGCCGAGCACACCUGCUGGUACAGCGAGGCCUCGGAGUCCAGUCUGGAUGAAGCCAUCAGAGACUGCCGGGAGGUGGCCCCCCUCACCAAUUUUAGCGACUCGGAUGACACCAUGGUGGCCAAAAGGCACCCCGCUCUCAACGCCAUUGUCAGGAGUAAGCAGCAUUCUUGGCACGAGUCUGACUCCUUUACUGAAAAUGCCCCGUGUCGGCCGCUGCGCCGGCGCCGGAAGGUGAAGCGAGUGACCUCCGAGGUGGCCGCCAGCCUCCAGCAGAAGCUCAAAGUGUCCGACUGGAGCUACGAGAGAGGCUGCAGGUUCAAGUCCGCAAAGAAGCAGCGCCUGUCGCGCUGGAAGGAGAACACUCCCUGGGCCUCGUCAGGCCAUGGCUUGUGCGAGUCAGCAGAAAACAGGACUUUCCUAAGCAAAACGGGAAGGAAGGAAAGGAUGGAGUGUGAAGCCGACGAACAGAAGCAGGGCUCCGAUGAGAACAUGUCCGAAUGUGAGACCAGCAGCGUGUGCAGCAGCAGUGACACGGGGCUCUUUACCAAUGACGAAGGACGCCAAGGGGAUGAUGAGCAGAGUGAUUGGUUCUAUGAAGGUGAAUGUGUCCCGGGAUUCACCGUCCCGAACCUUCUGCCCGAGUGGACUCCUGACCACUGCUCUGAAGUGGAGAGAAUGGAUUCUGGAUUGGACAAGCUUUCCGAUUCCACAUUCCUUCUACCCUCUCGGCCUGCUCAAAGAGGGUACCAUGCACGCCUGAAUCGCCUGCCUGGAGCCGCAGCUCGGUGCCUCCGAAAGGGACGGAGAAGGCUUGUCGGGAAGGAGACCAGCGUGAGCACUUUGGGCAGCGAGAGGCUCGGCCAUCUCAUUAGUGACCCUCGGCAGAAAGAAAAGAAUAAAGCAUUGACUUCUGAUUUUCCUCACGUUUCUGCUUGUGCACAGAAGCUGAACCCGCUCUCUCCCCUCUACUCCCUGGACGUACUCGCCGAUGCUUCUCACCGACGGUGCUCGCCCGCACACUGCUCCGCCAGACAAGCAAACCUACACUUGGGGCCCCCGUGUUCACGUGACAUCAAGAGGAAGCGGAAGCCUGUGGCCACAGCCUCUCUGUCUAGCGCAAGUGCAGUCCACGUGGAUGCCGCCGUGGAACCAGCUGCACCAGCACCGCAGACCCAGAAAUCUCCCAGCUCCGAGUGGCUGGGCAGGACCUCGGCAGCAGAAAAAGGCGCCCACGGCCCUGCAGCCACGUUCUUCAAGAUGCCCCAGGAGAAGAGCCCGGGUUGCAGCUAGAGCAC